Salarias fasciatus (jewelled blenny) is the source of this 2739-nucleotide messenger RNA. It is a transcript of the gene atp2c1, whose product is annotated as ATPase secretory pathway Ca2+ transporting 1. NCBI's taxonomy places the organism in Eukaryota, Metazoa, Chordata, Actinopteri, Blenniiformes, Blenniidae. Gene Ontology annotation, biological process: calcium ion transport. The record is from RefSeq and is a predicted model, not a curated record. The coding region runs from base 37 to 2739 and encodes 900 amino acids. Gene Ontology annotation, cellular component: membrane. Gene Ontology annotation, molecular function: ATP binding; ATP hydrolysis activity; P-type calcium transporter activity. The transcript is spliced from 26 exons.
UGUUCCCAGAGUUCCCCCUCCAGUGAUGAUGAGAACAUGGUUCCAGUACUAACCUCCAGAAAAGCCAGUGAACUCCCCGUGAACGAAGCCGCGUACGUCCUGCAGGCUGACCUGCAGGUGGGUCUGACCCAGGAGGAGGUGGUCCGGAGGAGAGCGUUCCACGGCUGGAAUGAGUUCGACAUCAGCGAGGAGGAACCACUAUGGAAGAAGUACAUCUCUCAGUUCAAGGACCCCCUUAUCCUGCUGCUGCUGUCCUCUGCAGUCAUCAGUGUCCUCAUGCAUCAGUUUGAUGAUGCCAUUAGCAUCACUGUGGCCAUCAUCAUUGUGGUGACUGUCGCCUUCGUGCAGGAGUAUCGAUCUGAGAAGUCUUUAGAAGAAUUAGGGAAGUUAGUACCGCCUCAAUGUCACUGUAUCAGGGAAGGGAGUCUGGAGCAGUUACUGGCCAGAGAGCUGGUUCCUGGAGACACUGUCUGUCUGUCAGUGGGGGAAAGGGUCCCAGCAGACCUCCGCCUCUUCGAGGCGACAGACCUGUCGGUGGAUGAAUCCAGUCUGACGGGGGAGACCACCCCCUGCACCAAGUCUACGUCCCACCAGCCCCCUGCCUCCAACGGGGACAUGGCCUCCCGCAGCAACAUCGCCUUCAUGGGGACGCUGGUGCGCUGCGGUAAAGCCAAGGGCAUCGUCAUCGGAACCGGAGAGAACUCUGAGUUCGGAGAAGUUUUCAAGAUGAUGCAGGCAGAAGAGGCUCCGAAAACUCCUCUGCAGAAGAGCAUGGACCUGCUGGGGAAACAGCUGUCUCUGUAUUCAUUUGGGAUCAUCGGUGUCAUCAUGUUGGUGGGCUGGCUGCAGGGGAAGAAGACUCUGGACAUGUUCACCAUCGGUGUCAGCCUGGCGGUCGCUGCCAUCCCGGAGGGGCUACCCAUCGUAGUGACGGUCACGCUCGCACUGGGCGUCAUGAGAAUGGUGAAGAAACGAGCCAUCGUGAAGAAGCUUCCCAUCGUGGAGACUCUCGGCUGCUGCAACGUGAUCUGCUCCGAUAAAACUGGAACUCUGACCAGGAACGAGAUGACGGUCACACAGAUCUUCACCUCUGAUGGAUUCCAUGCAGAGGUGACAGGCGUUGGUUACAACGGAGCCGGAGAGGUUUUGGUGAACGGAGAGGUGGUCCACGGCAUCGCCUGCCCUUCAGUCAGCAGAGUGGUGGAGGUGGGCUGUGUGUGUAACGACUCGGUCAUCAGGAACUACAGCCUGCUGGGAAGGCCCACAGAGGGCGCUCUCCUCUCUCUGGCCAUGAAGAUGGGCAUGGAGAGUGUUCGUCAGGAGUACAUCAGAGUGAAGGAGCAUCCCUUCACUUCCGAGCAGAAAUGGAUGGCAGUCUGCUGCGUUCACCGGACUCAGCAGGAUAAACCUGGACUCUACUACAUGAAGGGAGCGUACGAGCAGGUGAUUCGGUUCUGCAGCUCUUACAACAGUCAGGGAACGACGCUUCCUCUCAGCCACCAGCAGAGGGAGCUCUACCAGCAGCAGAUCAGCUACAUGGGCUCAGCUGGACUCAGAGUGCUGGCCUUCGCCUCCGGCCUUGAGAUGGGGAAACUCACCUUCGUGGGUCUGGUUGGUAUCAUCGACCCCCCGAGGUCAGGGGUCAAAGAGGCCGUUGCGACGCUGAUCAGCUCCGGAGUCGCCAUCAAGAUGAUCACCGGAGACUCUCAGGAGACAGCCGUGUCCAUAGCCAGCCGCCUGGGUCUGUUCUCUAAAGGAUGUCAGUGUCUGUCAGGAGAAGAAGUCGAUCAUCUCGACCUGCAGCAGCUGUCAAACAUCGUCCCAAGAAUCGCUGUGUUUUAUCGAGCCAGUCCCAGACAUAAGCUGAAGAUUGUCAAGUCCCUGCAGAACAUCGGCGCCGUGGUGGCCAUGACGGGUGACGGGGUGAACGACGCCGUGGCGCUGAAGGCCGCCGAUAUCGGCGUGGCGAUGGGCCAGACAGGCACCGACGUCUGUAAGGAGGCCGCCGACAUGAUCCUGGUGGACGACGACUUCCAGACCAUCAUGUCGGCCAUCGAGGAAGGAAAAGGAAUCUAUAACAACAUCAAGAACUUUGUCUGCUUCCAGCUCAGCACGAGCAUCGCGGCGUUGACUCUCAUCUCCUUGGCGACUCUGAUGAAUUUCCCGAACCCGCUGAACGCCAUGCAGAUUCUGUGGAUCAACAUCAUCAUGGACGGGCCGCCGGCACAGAGUUUGGGGGUGGAGCCUGUGGACAGCGACGUGAUCAGGAAGCCUCCCCGGAACGUGCGAGACAGCAUCAUCACCCGCAGCCUCAUGGUGAAGGUCCUGGUGUCGGCGCUCAUCAUCGUCAGCGGGACGCUCUUCGUCUUCUGGUGGGAGCUGCGGGACAACGUCAUCACUCCUCGGGACACGACCAUGACCUUCACCUGCUUCGUCUUCUUCGACAUGUUCAACGCUCUGAGCUCGCGCUCUCAGACCCGGAUGGUCCAUGAGAUGGGGCUGUGCAGUAACAGGACCUUCUGUUGGGCCGUCCUGGCCUCCAUCAUGGGUCAGCUGCUCGUCAUCUACUUCCCUCCUCUGCAGAACGUCUUCCAGACCGAGAGCCUCAGCUUGUUCGACCUGCUCUUCCUGCUCAGCCUCACCUCUUCGGUGUGUGUGGUGUCGGAGUUCAUAAAGAAGGCGGAGCGCUGGUUAGGAGCACAUCGAGCUCCGCCCACUGACUACUUCCACCAGGUAUGA